CAAGCUAUGUUCCAAGUGCUGAAAGUCAAGGCAUGGAAUGCUAUAUAUAGCCUUGAUGAGUAGCAGUUCAAGAGCAACAAAACGAUCGAAGAACCUGAUUCCAAUGAGUAAUAUGAUUGGAACUAGGAGCAUCUCCACAUGUUUGCAGAUGCCUGCUGCGCCUAAUAGUCCUUUUAGAGUUUCAUGGCAAGCAUGUUCAACUCAGACCAGCUUCUCCUUCUGUAUAAGUCCUCGGUGCCAGUUAUCACUCGUGCCUCACCCAACACCAAAGGAUAACAACUGCACCAGAACGUUUGAGGAACUGAGAGAAAGAACCCGAAAAGAAUUGCUUACGCCAGCCAAUCCAUCUGCUUCACUAAAGUUUAUUGAUUCAAUCCAACGACUAGGAAUUGGGUAUCAUUUUGAAGAAGAAAUCAAUAUGCUACUUGAAAGAUUUGUGGAUUGGAAUGCAGGUCAAGAUCUCCUUGCCACUGCUCUUCGCUUCCGGUUGCUGAGGCAUAAUGGCUUUCCAGCUUGUUCUGAUGUUUUCAAUAAAUUCAAGGACAAGGACGGGAAAUUCAAUCAGUCUUUAAGCAAAGACCCACUGGGUUUGUUAAGCCUAUACGAGGCAUCUUACUUAGGCACAGAAGAAGAAGUAGAAUUGGUGCAAGCCAUGGAGUUCACAAGAACGCACCUGCAGAAAAUAUCAAUUCCACUCUUCUCACCCCAAGACAGAUGUCAAGUUUUUCAAGCCUUGGAGAUUCCUAGGCACUUGAGGAUGUCAAGAUUGGAAACCAGAAACUACAUCAAUGAAUAUAGCAUGGAAAGCAACCGCAAACCAACUCUUCUGGAUUUAGCCAAGUUAGACUUUAAUGCAGUUCAAUUAGUCCACCAAAAAGAGUUGGUUGAGAUAAUUAGGUGGUGGAAACAAUUGGGUCUAGUUGAAAAACUUGGUUUUGCUAGAGAUCGACCAUUAGAGUGCUACUUAUGGACUCUAGGAAUAUUUCCAGAACCAUAUAAUUCCAAUUGCCGUAUUGAGUUAACAAAAACCAUUGCCAUCUUACUAGUUAUUGAUGACAUCUUCGACACUUAUGGCUUAUUACCUGAUCUUGUUCUCUUCACUGAGGCAAUUCGAAGGUGGGAUCUUAGUGCAAUGGAGCCACUUCCUGAAUAUAUGAAGAUUUGUUACAUGGCACUAUACAACACUACUAAUGACAUUGCAUACAUGGUACUCAAACAACAUGGAUGGAGCAUCGUCCCUCAUCUAAAGAGGACGUGGAUAGACAUGUUUGAAGCGUUCCUUGCGGAAGCAAAAUGGUUCAACAAUGAAUAUGUUCCCAGCCUUGAGGAAUACCUAGUUAAUGGGGUAACGACAGGAGGCACUUACAUGGCAUUGGUUCAUGCGUUUUUCCUCAUGGGCCAAGGUGUUACUAAGCAGACUGUGGCAAUGAUGGAACCAUAUCCUGACCUCUUCUCUUUCGCUGGAAAAAUUCUUCGGCUGUGGGAUGAUCUGGGAACUGCAAGGGAGGAGCAAGAGAGAGGAGAUGUGGCAUCGAGCAUACAAUGUUUUAUGAGAGAAAAGGGAAUUUCAUGUGAGGAUGAAGGCAGAAAACAAGUAAGGCAGCUCAUUCGUAGCUUAUGGAUAGAUCUCAAUGGUGAGUUGGUGGCUCCAAGUUCAAUGCCUCUAUCCAUCAUUAAUGCUUCUUUUAACCUAGCAAGAACUGCCCAAGUUGUGUACCAACAUGGAGAUGACAAGAAGGGGUCCAGUGUGGAUGAUCAAGUUCAAGCAUUGAUCUAUAAACCAAUCUCAUUGGGUGACAUGAAGCAAGACUGUGUAUGAAUUAGAAACUAUAUAUGGUGGUCAUCUAAUUGUAAUUUUAUUAUGUUUCACUUAUUGUCAAAAUCUUGAAAUUUGCUUUCUA
This is a messenger RNA of Hevea brasiliensis (rubber tree), 1901 nucleotides long. RefSeq names its product probable terpene synthase 11. Gene Ontology annotation, molecular function: magnesium ion binding; terpene synthase activity. The record is from RefSeq and is a predicted model, not a curated record. The coding region runs from base 38 to 1819 and encodes 593 amino acids. NCBI's taxonomy places the organism in Eukaryota, Viridiplantae, Streptophyta, Magnoliopsida, Malpighiales, Euphorbiaceae. Gene Ontology annotation, biological process: diterpenoid biosynthetic process. The transcript has 7 exons.